Molecule: messenger RNA, 681 nt
Organism: Sungouiella intermedia
Lineage: Eukaryota; Fungi; Ascomycota; Pichiomycetes; Serinales; Metschnikowiaceae
Source: the annotation of a GenBank genome assembly
AUGUCUUCACCUAUCAGACCGUUGUCUCCUAAACGAGACAGCCUCAUCAAUUCCAGGAGUCCAUCCCCCAACAAAUCCAAGACGUCGACACCUAGAAACCCCUUCGUUCAGACUCUGCCUGUUAAAUUGCCAAAGCUCGGCGUCAGCUUGACUCCCUCUCGCAAGAGCACAGCCCUCAGCUUCACCAUCUAUGAAGAUAAGCCUGAGGACCACGCUAAGUACCACCACACAGAAUACACCGCCGAAGUGCACGACGACAAGGAGAACAUUUUGCAACCCAAGGUUAUGGCGUUGAAGCAGACGUCGGGCCUUGCAGGCUUACGUGGCACCAGAAGCCCGUUGGCCAACUUGAGUAUCUCAGAGUACCCAGGCUACCUUAUAUCCGACGCUGCAUUCACUUACCAGAGAAGGCUCGACCAGUUGUAUCAGCCCAAACACUACAACAACGAGUCCCGUAGCGUUCACAAGUUCAACCGAUUGCCCAGCUACAUCACUCCUCCUAGAAAUGCCAUGAAGAAGUUGUUAUACCAAACAAGAGCCAAUGAGGACGACGACGUUGAGAAACGGUUGGCAGCCAAGCUGCAAAAUUUGAUGCGGAGGAAACGUGCCAUGUCUGUUGGAGUCAACAAGGGCAAGGCACAUUUAGUCGUCAAGAAUAAAUUCAAGGUGGCUUCCACCUAG